AAAGAAUUUCUUCGACAAGUUCCAUUUUUUUGAACCUCUUCAUAAAUCAAAAAUCUGGUUUUUAGUACACUGGUUGGACUCUAGCAAACAUACGAACUCGCUGUUCUCGGCUAUUGCUAUAGGUUGCAUUCUUGGCACUGUGCCAAACUCGUUGCUCAUUCAAAAACUCGGAUUACGGUCGGCUGUUGCAGUCAAUGGUCUUCUAACAACGGUUUCGACUUUGUUCUUUCCUUUUGCGGUUAGAUAUGGAUUUACAGCCGUAUUUAUUAUGCGAGUAUUACAAGGUGUAGGCACUGCUCUAUCAUUUCCUAUGACAGGUAUUGCACCAGCGCAAUGGUCGACAUUAAAAGCUACUGGUACAUUCAUAGCCAUCCUAUCAUGUCACGUACAGUUCUGCAACAUACUUACUAUGCCAGUUUCUGGAUUCUUAUGUGAAAGUCGAUUCGGAUGGCCUGCAGUAUUUUACUUACAGGGACUACUCUCAGCAUUGAUAUUUCUCACUUAUCACUUCUUCUAUACAGAUGAUCCAGCAGAUCACAAAAAUGUUGGUCCCAAAGAACUAGCGAAAAUUUCCUAUGGCAAAAGCUAUGAAAAGAAGCAGCGAAUUCCUUAUAGAGCCAUCUUUACUGAUCCAUGUAUACUCGGCGUAUGGUUUUCGGUUAUGGGCGGAAAUCUUGCAUUUCAAAUUUUUUUGAUGUAUGGUCCUACUUACAUUAAUAAGGUGGUUCUUCACUUAGGCAUCGCGUCGACAGGAUUCGCCACCGCAUUGCCUCAUAUUCUCUCAGCUAUAGUAAAAUUUGCAAUAGGUCCAAUUUCGGACAAAGCCACUUGCAUUUCUGGAAAAUGGCGAUUUAUCUUUUUUGCUGCAUUAUCACAAGGAAUGAUGGCCAUAUGUAUAGUUACACUUGCGAAUCUUAGAGAAGCUCGAAUAGCUCAAAGUAUUUACACAGCCGCAAUCGUAUUCAGUGGUAUCAAUGUAGUAGGAAUUAUAAAAUGUGCACAAGUGGUAGCAGGACAAUAUUCACAUUUUGUGAUGUCAGUGAUCUCAUUUUUAACCUCGUUCAACGUUCUUUUGAUACCUGUAGCUAUUAAUUUUGUAUGUCCAGAUAAUACUCCAGAACAGGUAUGCAUAAUCUCCAAUAAAAUUUUAACCUCCAAAAAUAUUUUACCCUUUCAGUGGAGUCGUUUAUUCCUCGGAUUAAGCGUUAUUGUAGUAGCAGUAAACGCUCCAUUUGUAUUUGUUGCAAAGGGUGAAGCCGCAGAAUGGACGGGUCAUAAAGUACAUGCGGCUGCAUUACCAGAGAAGAAAGGUAGCAUAAAGAGUGAAGAUCUCAUGGACAAGUUCUAAUG
Messenger RNA from Cylicostephanus goldi, 1350 nucleotides. NCBI's taxonomy places the organism in Eukaryota, Metazoa, Nematoda, Chromadorea, Rhabditida, Strongylidae. The record is from the annotation of a GenBank genome assembly.